This is a messenger RNA of Racocetra persica, 510 nucleotides long. NCBI's taxonomy places the organism in Eukaryota, Fungi, Glomeromycota, Glomeromycetes, Diversisporales, Gigasporaceae. The record is from the annotation of a GenBank genome assembly.
AUGGAUGAUGCAUUUCAUCGUACACCAUUAUCGGUUGCAAGAUCGCGCCUUAAUAUUUUAAUGAAGAAUAUCGAAUCUGCUAAUGUAGAUGUUGAAGAUAUGGUGGAUGAUAAUGAAAACAUACCUGAAAAUCGGGAAAUUUUUGUGCAGGUUUUACAGAUUAUCAAAAUUUUACGUCAUUAUUUAUCAACAGAAAGUCGAGAGUAUGGUAAUAUUCAAGAUACAAGAAGUAAUGCUAAGAUUAUAGGUUCAGUCGAUACUUCUUCUUUUAGUACUGGAAACGAACCCAUGUUAAUUUCUAAUACAGAAUCAGCAACGAGUGCCAUGGAAGCUUUAGAUGAUUUAACUUCUCAAUUAUCACAAAUGGCCAUUUCAACUUCAAAGUUUGAAAAGUCAAAUAGUGACAGUGCUAUAAAAAGCUCAUCAGCAAAUCAAUAUAUACUACCUGAUUCGAUUGUCUUGAACAAGGUUCAAAAUGUUCUUGAUAACAUACUCAAAUAUCAGACCUAA